CUGUGUCCAGAUGUGCGCACCCAGCUGGUGGAGCAGCAGCGCUGCCUGGAGCAGCAGACCGAGAUGCGGGUCCAGCUGCUCCAGGACCUGCAGGACUUCUUCAGGAAGAAGGCCGAGAUCGAAACGGAGUAUUCCCGCAACCUGGAGAAGCUGGCGGAGCGGUUCAUGGCCAAGACGCGCAGCACAAAGGACCAUCAGCAGUACAAAAAGGACCAGAACCUGCUUUCUCCGGUCAACUGCUGGUACUUGUUGCUAAACCAGGUGAGAAGAGAGAGUAAGGACCACGCCACCCUCAGUGACCUGUACCUGAACAACGUCAUCUCGCGCCUGACGCACAUCAGCGAGGACUCGGCCCGCCUGCUGAAGAGGAGUAAAGAAAUCAUUACACAACUCCAGGAAGACCUGAUGAAGCUUCUGAAUGAGCUUUAUACCGUGAUGAAGACGUACCACAUGUACCACGUGGAGACGAUCAGUGCUGAAGCCAAGCUACGCGAGGCGGAGCGCCAGGAGGGCCGCGUGAAGGGCGUGUCCGGGACGGGCGGAGGGGUGGAGCCUGUGUUCGGCCUCCGGAUAGAAGAACGCCACCAGAGACGCAACGCCGCUCGCAAGAUGGAGAAGAUGAGGGAGAAGAGGAAGGCGAAAUACUCUGAGAACAAACUGAAGACUCUGAAAGCCAGAAAUGAGUAUCUACUGACUCUGGAGGCCACCAAUGCAUCCGUGUUUAAAUAUUACAUCCAUGACCUGCCAGAUAUCAUAGACUGCUGUGACUUAGGGUACCACUCCAGUCUGAGUCGGGCUCUGAGGACCUACCUGUCGGCUGAACUGAGCCUGGAAGCCUCCAGAAGGGCAGGUCUGGAGGUCCUGGAGGGAGCGGUGGAGAACCUGGACCCCGCCCGCGACCGGCAGCGCCUGCUGGGCCUCUACCCCACCGCCUUCUGCCCACCGCAGCGCUUCGGCUUCCAGGCCCACAUGGGCGACUCAGUGACCCAGAUUGCGUCCCAGCCGCAGGUCCAGGCCGAGCUCACCCUCCGACUCACGCAGCUCCAGACCCGCCUGUCCUCCCUGAAGAUCGAGAACGAGGAGGUGAAGAAGACCUGGGGCGCGACUCUGACCACCCUGCAGGACAUGACGGUGCUGGACGACUGCGACGUGUCUCAGAGCUUCACGCACAGCCCGUCCUCGGAGUCCGUGAAGUCCAGCGUUUCCGACGGCUACCUGAACAAACCCAGCCUGGCCAAGAGACGGGCUAACCAGCAGGAGACGGAACUCUUCUACUUCAAUAAAUUCCGCGAGUACCUGGAGGGAAGCAAUCUCAUUUCCAAACUCCAAGCCAAACAUGACACGUUAAAAAAAGCUUUAGCAGAAGGAUAUAAAUCUGAGCUGCUGACAACCAGUCGUGGGCGGAAGAACUCCCAUAGCAAGCAUCAGGAUUCAACCAAAGCCAUACCCUUGCUUGUGGAGAGCUGCAUCCGUUACAUCAACCUACACGGCCUUCAGCAUCAAGGCAUAUUCCGGGUAUCGGGAUCCCAACUUGAGGUCAAUGACAUCAAGAACUCUUUUGAAAGAGGUAACGACCCGCUGAUUGAUGAGGAGAACAACCAUGACAUCAACUCUGUGGCUGGGGUGUUGAAGCUCUACUUCAGGGGUUUGGAGAACCCUCUGUUUCCCAAGGACAGAUUUAAUGACCUCAUCUCCUGCAUCCGACGUGCCGCUUAUGUUACCGACACCCCGCGAUGUCUCGGGGACUCGUACCGAUUUUUAUCAUGCGCGUUCUUUACCACAGGCAUGGAAAACCUCUAUGAGAGAGCGCAGUGCAUUCGUAAAAUCCUGCUGGGCGUCCCCAGAGCCACACUGGUGGUGAUGCGCUACCUGUUCGCCUUCCUCAACCACCUCUCCCAGUACAGCGACGAGAACAUGAUGGACGCGGGGAAUCUGGCCAUCGUGUUCGGCCCCACCCUGCUGCCCACGCCGGACACGCUGGACCAGGUGGCCUGUCAGGCGCACGUCAACGAGGUCAUUAAGACGGUCAUCCUGCACCACGACAACAUCUUCCCCGACACCAAGGAGCUGCCCGGCCCGGUUUACGAGAAGUGCAUGACCGGUGACCAGUACUGCGAGAGUCCCUUCAGCGAGCCGGGCGCUCUGGAGGAGGCCGAGCCGGACGCCGGCGCCGAGACCCAGACCAGCGACGAGGCCUGCCGGAGAGCGGUUGCCAUGGCGACGGCGCUCAUGGAGACAUCGCCGCGUUCUCUCCCUCUGCGCCCAACCCACCUCCUCAAGGGGGACGGCGUGGAGGCGGUGGCCAGGUUCGACUACGUGGGCCGGUCGGGCCGGGAGCUGUCCUUUAAGAAGGGGGCGUCGCUGCAGCUGUUCCAGCGCGCGUCACAUGACUGGUGGGAGGGCCGGCUGAACGGCCGCCGCGGCCUGGUGCCCCACCAGUACAUCCUGGUGAAGGACAGGCGAGUGAACAGCCCCAGAUGGGCCGACGCCAUGUCGGACUCGCUCAGUCAGAAGAACGACAGCGACGGCGGGAGCAGCAGCACCGAGGACAAGCGCUCCCGGAGCGAGCUGAGCUCCCCCACCGACAUCCGCCCGCCCGAGAACUACAACAGUCACAGGAGGAAACGGACGGCCGACCUGUUCCGCCGCCCUCUCUGCCGCUCCAACGAUAACCACGGCAACGGCGGGGGGAUGGAGCGCAGCUCCCCGCCCGUGACGGGUCACUUCAGUCCCCGGGACCUGCUGCUGGGGCGGGGCCAGGGCAUGACCCCGCCCCUGGACAGCCCCGAGCGGCGCCGGCGCUCGGCCGCCGUCACCAUGACGGUGAGCCGCCACGAUUCGCUGCGGCGGCCCGAGGACACGCCCAUCCGGCGCUCCAGCAGUGGCCAGCACAGUUUCAGCGACUCCCUGCGCUCUAGGGCAAUGGACCCCGACGCGCUAGCCCAGGAUAUCGAGGAGACGGUGACCGUUGCUCUCGGGGAGCUGAGGCAGCUGGAGCGGCAGGGCUGCCGGCCGGCCCCCGACGUGGUCCUGGACACCCUGGAGCAGGUGAAGAACGGCCCCGCCACCACCUGCUCCUCCGAGUCGCCCAGUCCCCACAGCACCCCCAGCACGCCGGGUACACCCGGAACCCCCGGGACCCCCGGGACUCCCGGCACUCCCGGUACCCCGAGCCCCCUCAGCCCCAUGAGCCCCGUCAGCCCGCUGCCCGGACCUCCGCCCGGACCCCCCAGACCAGCCAACCCCUCCCCUGAUGCCCUGGGCUCCUUCAAGCCUGUGGCAGCUGCCCGCAUGGGGGCUCCGCUGCGGCCCCCCGCCCUCAGACCCAAGCCUAUGGUCCCGCCCAAGAGCAGCACCCCGCCUCUGCCCCCACCGCUGGACAAAUCCUGCACCAUGUGA
Molecule: messenger RNA, 3399 nt
Organism: Menidia menidia (Atlantic silverside)
Lineage: Eukaryota; Metazoa; Chordata; Actinopteri; Atheriniformes; Atherinopsidae
Source: the annotation of a GenBank genome assembly